Molecule: messenger RNA, 1533 nt
Organism: Penicillium verhagenii
Lineage: Eukaryota; Fungi; Ascomycota; Eurotiomycetes; Eurotiales; Aspergillaceae
Exons: 3
Coding region: 1-1533 (510 amino acids)
Biological process (GO): regulation of DNA-templated transcription
Molecular function (GO): DNA-binding transcription factor activity
Source: RefSeq, a predicted model, not a curated record
AUGCUUUCGGACACUCUGUCGGCCAGGUCCUACCUCGAGCUAGGCGAAGUACUAGCUCCGCGGGCCGAAACAUCACAAAGUUCCGAAACCCCUCAGAGCCUGGAAUCGGCCCUUGAAACUCCCUUGGAAGGAGAGGAUAGGUCGGGCCCGCACUUGCGGCCUAGAAAGAACCCACCAGCAAUGCCGGAGAAGACCGAGAUGGGUCCCGAUAGACCUAUCCCUAUCCGUAAACGAGGCCGACCGAGACUAGAGACAACCAAAGAUGCCGUUGCGAUAGAGGAACGGCGCAUGCAGGUUCGUCGUGCUCAGCGUACUUACCGACAGAAAAAAGACACAACAAUCCAGACCCUGAAAGCACGUGUAGAAGUGCUGGAACAGACACUUCAGAAUGUGUCAAAUCUGCUUGGCCCAACGGACCAUAACGUCAACAACAAAAAUGCUACUGACACCAUCGGGCCAAGUGCACAUGAUUACGGUCGCACCAAGCGACUAAUCCUUGCUGAAAUCAACAAAACCCGGUCAUCCUCACACGAGAAAUCGUCAGCCAACAAUAAUAAAUACCAACAAGUCAUACACAAUACUGAAACUCCUGAAAAUAAAUGGAACAUGUUCGGAUAUAAUGUCUUCCACACCAACGACCAAGUAUUGGAAUCAAAUCCCCACAGAUCCAGAUCCAGAUCCAGAUCCAUCCCUCGAUCACCCACCCCACUACUCAACCGCCUCUUCCCCACAACAACAAUCUAUACCUACAGCAACCAAGAAUCAAACCUAUCGCGGCGCCUCCACCGCUUCUGUCUCGAGCACAUAUACCGCUGGCUGACAGACCCACAUUCCGACCCAGGCCUCAUGACCCGUGUCUUCGGCCUCCUCCCAUGCAUCCACGACAUACCCGGCGUAUGUCGGAAUUUUCGUCGUAUCCUUCAAUCGGAGAUAGGCAGUCCGCUCGAGGGCACGAAACUCCCAUUCUAUGUCCUCGGGGGUGCGGGGACGCAUUUUCCUCGUGCCGAGUCAGCCAUGCCUGGAAAUGUGCGGAGGCCGGGCAAGAUCUUGCGCAGGUUCGCGUGGAUCUUACGGAGAGGUGGGAUUCGGGAUUGGGAUGAGGAUUGGAGUGGAGAUGCGGAGCCGGAGAGACCUGAGAUUUCUUCGCCUAUGAGUGUAGAGGAUCGUUUGCGCUCUUUGGAUCUUGAUGGGGAUUGGUUUGAUUGCUAUGAUGUCCAGGGAUACUUGGAACAUCGGGGUGUUGUGUUUGAUGGUUCGUCCUUGUGGUUAAAGGUCCCUGCUCGGACCGUUGGAGAUCUUUACGGUGUUUCAUCAGAUGGAUCUGCAGCUCGGGUAUAUGGUGUGAACGAGGCCUCGCCAAAUGACAUGAGCGGUUGGCGUUAUCUGAGCCAAUCGACUUAUGUGUUGGAUGUGGAGUGUUUCUUUGACUUGCUGCUAGCCAACUUGAGGAUAUUAGGCCGAGCUCCUGGAUUUCGAUUGUGGGACGUAGACGCGGCUCUGCGGACAGCGAUCCACCGGCGGUCGUUUGGUUAA